Molecule: messenger RNA, 3119 nt
Organism: Mugil cephalus (flathead mullet)
Lineage: Eukaryota; Metazoa; Chordata; Actinopteri; Mugiliformes; Mugilidae
Gene: trpc1
Product: transient receptor potential cation channel, subfamily C, member 1
Exons: 13
Coding region: 414-2801 (795 amino acids)
Biological process (GO): regulation of cytosolic calcium ion concentration; calcium ion transmembrane transport; manganese ion transport
Cellular component (GO): membrane; cation channel complex
Molecular function (GO): protein binding; inositol 1,4,5 trisphosphate binding; store-operated calcium channel activity
Source: RefSeq, a predicted model, not a curated record
AGGAGGAGACAUGCGCAGUAGGAGCCUCGUCAUCAGCAUCAGGACCAAAAAGAUUCCGAGCUCCCUGCGAUGUGAGCGAGAAGAUGGUGCGUGUAAACACGCCGAGGAUGAAGGACCGCGUCUUUUAGUCGGGCUGCGCUCGCCAACUCGCGUUAAGUAAAGCCACGUUUGCGCGCCGAGUGUCCACAGAAGAGCGUCUUCGAGCCGCGAUCGGAGCGCAAACGAACGCGGAGGAGAUGCGACGGUAAUAACAACACUUAAUGGCAUCGGGUUUAGUCUCAUGACGACGCUUUUAACCAUCUGCUGUGCCGUGGGAGACGACUAAAAAAAAAACAACUCCAAAACAAGCAAUUCUUUCAGUGUCAUCGCACAUGACGGGCUUUCUUGUGUAAUGGUCACCGCUUUCUAGUGGGAUGCACAUCAGUGUUUGUCCGUGCUCACUCUCCGUCGUAAUGGCAGCUCUGUACCAGGGCACGGACGCCUCCUCUCCGGACAAAUUUCUGGCCUUGAAAGACGUGAGAGAAGUGAAAGAGGAAACGACUCUGGACGAGAAGCUCUUCUUGCUGGCAUGCGAGAAAGGCGACUACUACAUGGUGAAGAAGCUGCUCGAGGAGAACCGACACGGCGAGCUCAACAUCAACUGCGUGGACGUGCUGGGCCGAGACGCCGUGACCAUCGCCAUCGAGAACGAGAACCUCGACAUCCUGCAGCUUCUCCUGGAGCACGGCUGCCAGGCGACCGAUGCCUUGUUGGUGGCCAUCGACUCGGAGGUGGUGGGAGCUGUGGACAUCCUUCUCAACCACCGGCCGAGACGGUCUUCCAAGCCCUCUAUCGCUAAACUGAUGCAGCGGAUCCAGAACCCGGAGUAUUCCACCACCAUGGACGUGGCUCCAGUCAUCCUGGCGGCUCACCGGAACAACUACGAGAUCCUCACCAUGCUGCUGAAGCAGGACAUCUCUCUCCCUCGGCCUCACGCCGUCGGCUGCGAGUGCACGCUCUGCAACGCUAAAAACAAGAAGGACAGCUUGCGACACUCCAGAUUCCGUCUUGACAUCUACCGCUGCCUGGCCAGCCCCUCUCUCAUCAUGCUGACAGAAGAAGAUCCCAUACUCAGGGCCUUCGAGCUGAGCACCGACCUGAAGGAGCUCAGCCUGGUUGAGGUGGAGUUCAGGAACGACUAUGAGGAACUGGCGAAGCAGUGCAAGAUGUUUGCCAAGGACCUGCUGGCUCAGGCUCGGAACUCCCGGGAGCUUGAAGUUAUUCUCAACCACACGUCCAGCGAGGAUCACAUUAACAAGAGGGGCUUAAUGGAGGAGCGCAUGAACCUCAGCCGGCUUAAACUGGCCAUAAAGUACAACCAAAAAGAGUUUGUAGCUCAGUCCAACUGUCAGCAGUUCCUCAACACCGUCUGGUUCGGAGAGACGGCCAGCUACCGGCGCAAGCACACUUGCCUAAAGAUGGCAACCGUCCUGAGCGUGGCCAUGCUUUGGCCGCUGCUUUCCGUCUGCUACCUUCUGGUGCCGCGCUCCCGAGUGGGCCAGAUAAUCCACACGCCUUUUGUUAAGUUCAUCAUCCACAGCGCCUCCUACUUCACCUUCCUGCUGCUGCUCAACCUGUACUCUCUGGUCUACAACGAGGACAAGAAGAACAUAAUGGGCCCUCCGCUUGGGAUGAUUGAUUACCUGCUCAUCCUCUGGAUCAUAGGAAUGGUGUGGUCGGACGUGAAGCGCCUGUGGUACGAGGGGCUGGAAGACUUUCUGGAAGAGUCGAGGAACCAGCUGAGUUUCGUGAUGAAUUCCCUCUACCUUGCCACCUUUGCCCUCAAGAUUGUGGCUCAUAGCAAGUUCAAAGGACAAGAAGUGGAGAGGAAGAACUGGGAGGCCUUCCAUCCCAUCCUGGUCGCCGAAGGCUUGUUUGCCUUUGCCAACGUUUUGAGUUACCUGCGACUCUUCUUCAUGUACACCACCAGCUCCAUAUUGGGGCCACUACAGAUCUCAAUGGGCCAGAUGCUGCAGGAGUUUGGAAAGUUUCUGGGCCUCUUCCUGCUCGUGUUGUUCUCCUUCACCAUUGGUCUCACCCAGCUGUACGGAAAGGACCGGAAAGACCCUGACAAGAAUCGACCAGCGGACUGUGAGGGCAUCUUCUGCCAGCAGCAGAGCAACGAUGCAUUCCACACGUUUAUGGGGACCUGCUAUGCCCUUUUCUGGUACAUCUUCUCCCUCGCCCACGUCGCGCUCUUCGUCACCCGCAUCAGCUACACGGAGGAGCUGCGCUCUUUUGUGGGCGCCUUGAUCAUAGGCACCUACAACAUCGUGGUGGUGAUCGUGCUGACCAAGCUGCUGGUGGCCAUGCUCCAUAAGAGUUUCAGACAAAUCGCUAAUCACGAGGACAAGGAGUGGAAGUUUGCCCGGGCCAAACUUUGGCUUAGCUACUUUGACGACAAGUGUACUCUGCCUCCACCUUUCAAUAUCCUCCCAUCUCCAAAGACUGUGUGCUACUUUGUGACCAGCAUGAGAAAAUGGAUCUGUUCACAUACGUCUAAGGGGAAAGUGAAGAGACAGAAUAGCCUUAAGGAGUGGAAGAACCUGAAGCAGAAGCGCGAUGAGAACUACCAGAAGAUCAUGUGCUGUCUGGUUCACCGCUACUUGACCUCAACGAGGCAGAAGAUGCAAAGCACAGACCAGGCCACGGUGGAAAAUCUGAACGACCUGCGCCAGGACCUGUCCAAGUUUCGCAAUGAGAUGAGGGACCUGUUGGGCUUCCGGACGUCCAAAUACGCCAUGUUCUACCCGAGGAGCUGAACAGGAAAGAGACUAGUUAUUCUUUCCCUUUCCCUCUUCUCCUCUUAACAAAAUCUCUGCUUCUUGUUUAUCUGGGAUGCUUUGUUACCCGAGCAUGUGCAAAAAAAAAAAAAAAAAAAAAAAAAAAAAAAAAAGAGGAAAAACUUUUAGACAAAUUUUAGACAAGGAAUUUAACUAGAAAAUGAUAUAUUCUCCACCAAAGCCUCCUGACUCAGGCCCCCUCAUCUAUUACUCAGCUAUUUAACCUCUUUUAUAAAUAAAGAAAAAGCCAUUGUUUUCACCGGAGAGAAAUAAAGAUUUAUGGAGAUUUGCUGGAGA